Messenger RNA from Colletotrichum paranaense, 1629 nucleotides. RefSeq lists its product as uncharacterized. The record is from RefSeq and is a predicted model, not a curated record. Gene Ontology annotation, cellular component: nucleus. The coding region runs from base 1 to 1629 and encodes 542 amino acids. Gene Ontology annotation, molecular function: transcription cis-regulatory region binding; DNA-binding transcription factor activity, RNA polymerase II-specific; zinc ion binding. Lineage: Eukaryota; Fungi; Ascomycota; Sordariomycetes; Glomerellales; Glomerellaceae. Gene Ontology annotation, biological process: positive regulation of transcription by RNA polymerase II. The transcript has 2 exons.
AUGACAAAGAAGCGUAAGAAGACUGGGUGUCUGGGUUGCAGAAGUAGGAAAAAGAAGUGCGAUGAAAACCGUCCCGACUGUUACUUCUGUGUUGCGAAACAAACUGAAUGUGUCUGGCCCGACAUUUGGCAAGAAGUCAAGACGGCGCCUGCACACAAUGCGGUGACCUCAAAGAUCUCGAGGAGACGGCAACAUAAGAUCCAAGACAGGGGUCUUUCGACAACCGAUUCAGGUAUUGUCUGUGAGCGCGUUGCCCAUGUUCCCACAGAGAUGGUAGAUGAGAUUGUGCCGGAGUCUGUCACUCAGCAUAUCUCGUCAGUAACGGCAGCCGAUGAUCAUUGUAGUCUCGAUGACCUGUUGUUGAGCGAAUCGUCAUCAUUGAAGAGGAGAUCGCAUCCCACUACCCCUGGGGUUGCCUUUGAGUCCACCCCUGAUGGCGCAACCCUCGCUCACACUAUCAACGUAUCGCCAACGAUCCAGCAUAUCCCAUUCAUUCUGAAUUCGACCCUGAGAUCAGAUACCGACGAUUUUCAGCUACUGUUUCAGCACUUCGUCUUGCAGUCGAUGCCAUCUAUGGCGCCUGAUGACAUUGACUUGGACCUCUUUCUCAAGUACACGAUGCCUUUGGUCCUCGCUGACGAUCUGGUCAUGCGCGCAGCCCUCGCCCUGAGCAGCGCAAAGUACAUGAUGCGAGACCCGACGAGUAAAGCGCUACAUCUGUCUAGGCUAUGCCAUUUCCAGGUUAUGGAGGCUAUCAGAAUACGGAUCAUUAUUUGCAAAGCUGGGCUGGACGAGCGACCUGUGUUUCUAUGCGCAGCCACUACACUUAUGGCUGUGCUGGAGUUAACGCUUGGCAGCACACAAAGUCACCAUAUAGACUUUGCCACCCAUCUUAUACUCAACGUCCUUCCCUCGUCCGUUCAUCAGAUUGAUCGAACUCUGUACAGAUUCCUACUCAGGGCGUGCAUCUACAUACGAGCUGAGACAUGGGGAUGCGAGGGUCCCACAGGUCUGCCCUCGGACGUAGAGAAGCAGGUAGCGAUUAUGUUCCAACUCGCGGCCAAGCUUGAGGAUCUGGAUAAUGAGGGAGGAAUAAGAAGCCAGAUCGGCUUACUUCAAACAGCCUUCGUCACAGGCCUGUUAGUUGUGCCCCAGCUCGCACGCCUUUCGGCAUCAAAGAGAUGUAUUAAAGACGACGUUGAACGCGCUAUACAACUGGCAGCAAUCGAGUCGCAGAUCAUCUCGUGGCAGCCUCCUCCUGGUUCUGAAGCAAGUGAUAACGUCCGGAGAGUCUGGGGUCUAUGGCGGACAGGUCUUCUGGUACAUCUUUACACAUCCCCGGUGGCACAAGAAGUUUGCCAGACAUGGUGGAGAGAGAAGAGCAACGCGUGCAUGAGCGAUUUCAUUCAGAGACUCGAAGAUACAUCUCAGAAUUCUAGAGGUCUUUCAGUGCUCUCAUGGCCCCUGAUAAUGGCAGGGUCGUUUGCUCAGAUCGCUUCGCAUCAACGACUGAUUCGAGACACGUUAUCUUCCAUCUCUGAGCGAACAGUUUCAAGACUACCAGUGAAAUUAGCGGAACGACUCGAAACAGGACAGCCGAAUUCUCAAACCAGCUUAGUGGUAUCGUAG